AGUACAACGCUAGCUGACGUCUCGGCAGUAUCGCCUUCUUCAGAGCCACAUGCGACUAUAAUCAGCUGUUCUAAACUUCCUCAUUGGAAGUCACGAAAAAUGUCACAUAUUGAACGCGUUGCUGGUGUUCUUCCGUGGAUAGUGUGCGGAAUUUGUGUGCUGCUUGGUUUCUUCUUGUUUUUGAUUCCAUGGUGUUUCUGUUGCCUACCGUUCUGUGUGGAUCAGUGCCUUGACGUAGUGCACUCUUGUCCGGCGUGCAAACGAAAUCUCGGUCGCUUCAAUCGGGUGUAA
Angiostrongylus costaricensis is the source of this 291-nucleotide messenger RNA. NCBI's taxonomy places the organism in Eukaryota, Metazoa, Nematoda, Chromadorea, Rhabditida, Metastrongylidae. The record is from the annotation of a GenBank genome assembly.